Messenger RNA from Dreissena polymorpha, 3110 nucleotides. RefSeq names its product probable D-lactate dehydrogenase, mitochondrial. Gene Ontology annotation, molecular function: D-lactate dehydrogenase (NAD+) activity; FAD binding; D-lactate dehydrogenase (cytochrome) activity. The coding region runs from base 76 to 1560 and encodes 494 amino acids. The transcript is spliced from 12 exons. Gene Ontology annotation, cellular component: mitochondrion. Lineage: Eukaryota; Metazoa; Mollusca; Bivalvia; Myida; Dreissenidae. The record is from RefSeq and is a predicted model, not a curated record. Gene Ontology annotation, biological process: lactate catabolic process.
GUUAAUUCAUACAAAAUUGUAAACAGCUGCAAAAGACUUAUUGUCACUGCUAAAUUUCCCCUGCAUUUUGAAACAAUGAAUUGUCAGCUUGCUUUCGGAAGACUUACGCGUCUUCUAAAAUGUGUUCCGCAAUUUCCAUUUUCCUAUAGAUGCCAGUCGAAGGUUGCAGUGUCUCCCAAAGUGACCAGUUCCUUUGUGCAAGAUGUCCAAGCCAUUGUAGGAAAGUCAAAUGUGUCCACUGCAGAUGCUGUGAGGCAACAGCAUGGCCACGAUGAGAGUUAUCACAGCACUGAGCCCCCAGACAUUGUGGCGUUUGCUGAGAGUGUGGAUCACGUGAGUCAGGUGGCCAGACUGUGUAACUACCAUGGCGUGCCUUUGAUACCCUUCGGCAGUGGGACAGGCUUGGAGGGAGGGGUCAAUGCUGUGCAGGGAGGUCUGUGCCUGGAUGUGUCAAAGAUGAAGAAUAUUUUGUCAGUGAAUGCUGAGGACUUUGAUUGUUCUGUGGAAAGUGGGGUCACGCGUGUACAGCUGAACAACUACCUGCGAGAUACAGGCCUCUGGUUCCCUAUAGAUCCUGGGGCGGAUGCCAGCCUAUGCGGUAUGUGUGCCACAAGUGCCUCAGGUACGAAUGCGGUACGUUAUGGUACGAUGAGGGAGAAUGUCAUGAACCUGGAGGUGGUGCUAGCAGAUGGUCGAGUUAUCAACACUGCAGGGGCCGGCAGGAGGACAAAGAAAACUUCUGCAGGAUACAAUUUGACCAACCUAUUUGUGGGUUCAGAAGGAACUCUAGGUAUUAUCACCAAGGCUACACUGCGACUCCAAGGGAUACCAGAAGCAACGAUAUCAGCCACCUGCCAUUUCCCCGAUGUCCAGUCGGCCGUUGACACCACUGUACAGGUUCUCCAGUGUGGUAUCCCUAUGGCUAGAAUAGAGUUUCUAGACGAGGUUUCCAUCGAUGCGUGCAACAAGUUCAGCCAUCUUGAUCUCAAGGUAGCUCCAUCGCUGUUCUUCGAGUUCCAUGGAGCGGAGGCAGGACUCGAGAAUCAGACCAAAGUUGUUGCUGAGCUGGUGAAGAUGAAUGGUGGGUCAGAGUUCCGCUGGGCCACUGACGUGGACGAGCGUAACCACCUGUGGAAGGCCAGACACGAGAUCCUCUGGGCCUGCAUGGCACUCAAACCAGGGUCAAAACCCUAUUCAACUGAUGUCUGUGUGCCAAUUUCAAACUUGCCUCAGGUUGUUGUUAGAACUAAACAAAUGAUUACAGAAGCAGGGAUUAUUGGCUUUCUAUUGGGGCAUGUUGGGGAUGGGAACUUUCAUUCCUUGUUCACACUUGAUCCUUACAAUAAGCAAGAACUGGAAACUGUUAAAAGAUUGGCUGAACAAAUUGCUCUGAUUGCCUUGGAGCUGAAUGGUACAUGCACAGGGGAACAUGGCAUUGGAAUUGGCAAACGGGACCUCCUGGUGCAGGAAAUAGGGGCAGAGGGGCUGGCCGUGAUGAGGCAACUGAAAGACACCCUUGACCCCAAGGGUAUCAUGAACCCUGGCAAGGUGUUCUUCUAGACGACAGACAUUUGGUGGCAUGUUGUAAUAAUUAUUUGGCAAUGUAGUUUGGGCAUUCAAAUAACAAACAGACUUGAUUGAAAUAAUUAAAGACCCUUGUCCAUAGCUUCAAAGGUCAGAUUCAUACUGCGAUCAUUAAAUAUUAUGUGCAUUCUUGACAUUCUGAAAACUAACAGUAUUAUUCAGAAUGGACUCUUUAUGUUGCUGAAAAGGUUGAAAAGAAGUUUAUUGAUUAAUAAUUGGAGAGAUCAUAAUACAUGGCAAUUUGUUUUCUGGUCAAAAUGAUAUAUAUUGUAUAGUGAACAGUGGGAAACCUGAAAUCAGCAUUUCUUUUAUUUCUGUAAAUCAUGCUUAAAGAUGACUAAGUUUUUAAAUCAACUUUUAUCACAUAAUAUUGUAUGUGUUAAAGAAAUGAAUAUAAACACAAAUCUUCCCAAUUUUCAUGAACAUCUUAUGAAGACAUGAGCAACAUUCAUCAACACAUCAACCUAUGUGACAGAAUCAGUCACUGUUCUUAGUUAAUCGACAAGCAAAUUUUAAAUUAAGAUUGAAAACAGUGUCAUAUUUUUUUUUAAAUGCAGUCAAAGAGAAGGUAAUUUUGUGUGCACGAAAAAGAAACACAAAUGUCUGUUCUUUAUUAAAUAAGUUAUUGUGUAUGCUACUUUUCAUGUGCUUUGGUUUGACACUUAAGAUGUUGAUAACAUUCAGCCAGGAAACACAAAAGCAGUCGGCUUUUUUUUGAAACCAUGUAAUAGUAAUAAUAGGUCUAUUGGUAGGGGCCUUAGCUUCCACAUUCAUAUGUGUAGAAUGAGAGUGUGAACCAAUAGCUUUGUAUUACUGCUAAGGUGUAAACAACAGCAAUUGGAAGUUGAAAUAAGCAGGUGUGAGGGGUUAAGUGAUGUGAAGUUUUCCCCACAUGGAGCCAAAAAAGCAAUUUUUUGCAAAUGUAUUUUAAGAGUGAAUGCAGGAAUUAAUUCUCUUAUGUCAGGACAGCAGGACAAACAUCACGAAAGUGGAAAUUUCCCCAUACUUGGGAAAUUACAUACCAGUAUACUUCAAACUAUAACACACUUGAAUAUUACCAAAGUCAUUUAAAUUGUCGAGUUUGUUGUCUUACUUUGUUAAGGUUUUUGCUUUUUAUGUCCCCCACUAUAGUAGUGGGGGACAUACUGUUUUUGCCCUGUCUGUUGGUUGGACCUUCGCAACUUGGGGAACCAGUACAGACAGGCAUCAGAGCUAGAGAAAAUUGGUCUACAGGAACUACGAGACCACACCAGACGCAGACUUCAAGACCUGAGGAAAGCGGAAAGGAUAUGGAAAGCCAGAAGGGAGAAGGCCAGACAAAGAUCACGAUUUCUUUCCAAUCCCUAUGGUUUUAGCAAGUUAAUCCUUGAAGAGAAGAAAGCGGGACAGCUGAAUUGUUCUAAAGAGGAGGUUGAAGAGCAUCUGAAGAACACGCACUCUGAUCAGGCGAGACAUAUACGGAUGGAGGGACAUGAGCGCAUAGCCCCAGUACCCAUGCCCAUUGUUGCAUUUACUGAGGGAGAACC